Molecule: messenger RNA, 270 nt
Organism: Prunus armeniaca (apricot)
Lineage: Eukaryota; Viridiplantae; Streptophyta; Magnoliopsida; Rosales; Rosaceae
Source: the annotation of a GenBank genome assembly
AUGAGUCCGCCAGUGACCACCAUGAGAGAUGGAGGAGCCAUCACAAUCUUUGCCUAUGUAAAGGAACUCACCCUCAUUGUAAACAGGACAUGUGUACUUUCACUUUCUCUCAAAGGCUCUCAUGUCUUUUGUAAAAGCACUUCCACCGGUGCUCAUUUGCCAGGGCAAAAGGGAGUCCAGGCUUUGAACAAGCCCCCCAUCAAUGAAAGACAGUCUGGACAAAAAUGGGCCUUAUUUACUCAGGCCAGCCCAAAGGCAAGAAUUGCCUGA